This is a messenger RNA of Scatophagus argus, 2489 nucleotides long. It is a transcript of the gene lpcat2, whose product is annotated as lysophosphatidylcholine acyltransferase 2. The record is from RefSeq and is a predicted model, not a curated record. Gene Ontology annotation, cellular component: endoplasmic reticulum. Lineage: Eukaryota; Metazoa; Chordata; Actinopteri; Scatophagidae. The coding region runs from base 208 to 1785 and encodes 525 amino acids. The transcript has 14 exons. Gene Ontology annotation, molecular function: calcium ion binding; 1-acylglycerophosphocholine O-acyltransferase activity.
GGAGGUGGGGCUUCUAACGCCAGACAGUCCGGCUGCUCUCGUCUGCUCGUGUCUGCGCUCGACCGGGCGAUCGCCUCGUCUGAUAACGAGGAGAAAUGAAAGAACAGGCUCCCUGCUGAGGAAGUGAGAUGAUAACAUAACGGCACCUCGACUUGAAAAAAACAAACCAACCCCACAUUCGCCUGUCGCUUCGUUCAGUGGACUGCAAUGCCGCCUCAGCGAGUGUUCGCCCUUCCGAGGCAGCAAUCCCUGCUCCUGCCUGCGGUCAUCAACCCGUUUGUUCAAGACACCAAACUAACCAAAUCUGCUAUACUUAAAUGUGUCUUCCUGGGAAUCUUCCUGGUCCCCGUUCGUGCCAUCCUUCUGUCCCUGGUUCUAAUGGUGACAUGGCCAGUGGCUGUCAUCAUAACCUUCAGGCAUCCCCUGAAAGGAGCCGUGGAACCAAUGACAGGCUGGAGACGGUUCAUGUGUCGGAAAGUGAUGGCUGCCUUGGGGAGAGCGUACUACUUUUGCAUGGGCUUCAGAGUGGUGGUCAAGGGCAAGCAGGUCAGCAGCAGCGAGGCCCCCAUCCUGGCUGUGGCCCCACACUCCACCUUUUUUGAUGGGAUUGUGUGCAUUGUUGCGGGCUUGCCCUCCACUGUCUCCCGUGUCGAGAACCUGGCUACACCCAUAUUUGGCAGGUUUGUGCGCUGUCUUCAGCCAGUGCUGGUGUCCAGAAAAGACCCAGAUUCCAGGAAGAAUACAAUCCAAGAGAUUGACAGCAGAGCCAAGUCAGGAGGCCACUGGCCCCAGGUUCUUAUAUUUCCAGAGGGAACAUGUACAAAUCGGUCAUGUCUUAUCACUUUCAAACAAGGUGCCUUUAUCCCAGGGGUCCCUGUGCAGCCUGUGCUUAUUAGAUAUCCCAACACACUGGACACAGUGACUUGGACUUGGCAGGGUUUCACCUCGAGGACACUGCUGCUGCUGACUCUGUGCCAGCUGUACACCACAGUAGAGAUAGAGUUCUUGCCGCCACAUAUCCCUACAGAGGAGGAGAAAAGAACCCCAGUUCUGUUUGCCAGCAGAGUGCGUGAUACUAUGGCCCAGGCUUUGGGAGUUCCAGUAACAGACCACACAUAUGAAGACUGCCGUCUGAUGAUCUCAGCUGGCGAGCUAACACUGCCCAUGGAGGCCGGCCUGGUUGAGUUCACCAAAAUUAGCCGUAAACUCAAUCUGAAGUGGGACAAUUUGAGGAAAGAGCUGGAGAGUUUCGCAGCCAUGGCCAGCUCGUGUAAAGGGGGUCGAAUCACCAUCGAGGAGUUCGCCAGAUUCCUAAAGCUACCUGUCAACCCAGCCCUCGAGGAGCUAUUUGCACUGUUUGACAGAAAUGGAGAUGGCACCGUUGACUUCAGAGAGUAUGUCAUUGGCGUGACCAUCUUGUGUCGACCAGCUAACACUGAAGAUGUUCUUCGAAUGGCUUUCCAGCUGUUUGAUACAGAUGAGGAUGAAAGAAUCACACGAGAGGAGUUUACUGCUUUGUUGCGCUCAGCUCUGGGUGUGUCAGAUUUAAACAUGGCCAAGCUCUUCAAGGAGAUUGAUGCUGACGGCUCUGGUUUCAUCACCUUCAGUGAAUUUCAAGGCUUUGCCAUGACCCACCCGGAGUACGCCAAGCUGUUCACCACUUACCUGGAGCUUCAGAGGUACCAAGCGAUCCGGGAGGCGAGGCCAGGUGAUCUUGAGUUGGCUGGUCAGAUGAGUUCAGGGGAACAACAGGAAGAAAGCACCUCUGACAAAAAAGAUGACUGAGACUGGGGAUGAUCCCAGACUCCCUUUGCCACUGCACUGAGAAUAAAAAUUUUAAAGAUUCAUCUACCCCUAGCAAAUUUGAAUCAUUUGCCACAGCAGAGCCAUAUUUUAGGUUAUGUGAUUGCCUUUUUUAGAUGUUUUUAGAGUGCUUCUAUUUUCAAGUUUAGUGCCUUAUAGAGAUUUUGAAGAACCACUUCACCCAAGCUACUGCACAAGAAAUGUCUUCUUUUAAUCCUUUCAUGUUUUGUGUGUUUUGGUCAUGUGUCCAAAUAAAAAAGCAAAUAAAAGGCUAGUCAGAGGAUGAAACUAUGUCACAAAACUUCUGUGGACACUGUUUAGUGUUUUAACUGUCUAAGCUCUGCAUAUGUCAGAGAGUCAGAGUUCUCAUGUUAGUAACAGUAUUUUAUGAUGUGCUUCAAUAUCUUUUUUCCAAAUUAAACUGCCUCUCGACUUGGAUACAUCAUUCUGUGUACCAGGAGUUUGACCUUACUUGGACUUAGAUGAACGUAGCUUUGUGUACCUUCUCCUUUGUCUUUGUGAUCCUCUGUAAAUGAGUGAAAAAUUGCCAAACCAACACCUUUUUAAAUAUAAGCAAAGAGUCCUCAUGCUUCUGUGUGUAAUUAGUGUACAGUAAGCUUUAUUAAGAUCUUUCCAAGCUGGCAACCCACAUAUGUCCUGUAUUAAAGUUCUAUCUACGAAGAGCA